Messenger RNA from Hansenula anomala, 1775 nucleotides. RefSeq names its product zuotin (gene ZUO1). Bases 1 to 1293 code for a protein of 430 amino acids. Lineage: Eukaryota; Fungi; Ascomycota; Saccharomycetes; Phaffomycetales; Wickerhamomycetaceae. The transcript has a single exon. Gene Ontology annotation, biological process: 'de novo' cotranslational protein folding; regulation of translational fidelity. Gene Ontology annotation, molecular function: Hsp70 protein binding; ribosome binding. Gene Ontology annotation, cellular component: cytosol. The record is from RefSeq and is a predicted model, not a curated record.
AUGUCUUUACCAUCCUUACCAGCUAACUUUGGUGCUGAAAACUUUAAGGCUUCAGCUAAAUACACAGCUCCAGUCCGUCGUCCAAUUGAACCAGUUGGUCGUUACUUUUUAGCUCAUGCUAGUCGUGCUUUAAGAGGCCACACUUGGUCUGAAUUUGAAAAAAUUGAAGCUGAAAAGAAUGUCAGUAAAGUUGAUGAAACCAAUGAAGAUGCUGAUUUAGGUGAUGAAGAACAAGAUGCUGAAUUAUUGGCUCAUGAUCCAAGAGACUGGAAAAGUGCUGAUUUGUACGCUGUCAUGGGUAUCUCACAUUUACGUCACAAAGCUACUGAAGAUCAAAUUAGAAGAGCUCAUCGUAAACAAGUUUUGAAACAUCAUCCAGAUAAAAAAGCCGGUAGUGGUGGUUUGGAUCAAGAUGGUUUCUUCAAAAUCAUUCAAAAAGCUUAUGAAUGUUUAUUAGACCCAACUAAACGUUUACAAUACGAUUCAGUUGAUGAAAAUGCUAAUGUUGAACCACCAGCACUAAAAUCUAACUACGAUUUCUUUGAAGCUUGGGGUCCAGUUAUUGCUAGUGAAGCUCGUUUCUCUAAAAAACAACCAGUUCCAUUAUUAGGUGACAUCAACACUCCAAAACAAGAAGUUGAAUCAUUCUAUGCAUUCUGGUACAGAAUUGACUCUUGGAGAACUUUUGAAUUCUUGGAUGAAGAUGUUCCAGAUGAUUCAUCAAACAGAGAUCACAAACGUUACAUUGAACGUAAAAAUGUUGCUGCCAGAAAGAAGAGAAAAACUGAAGAUAAUGCUAGAUUAUUAGCUUUGGUUGACAGAGUUAAAGCUGAAGAUCCUCGUAUCAAACUAUUCAAAGAAGCUGACAAGAAAGAAAAAGAACGUAAGAAAUGGGAAAGAGAUGCAGGUGCUAGAGAAGCUGCUGCUAAAGCCAAGAAAGAAGCUGAAGAGGCUGCUGCUAAAAAAGAAGCUGAAGAAGCCGCCGCUGCUGCUGCCAAAGCUGAUUCUAAAAAAGCUAAAGAAGCUGCUAAAUCAGCCAAAAAGAAGAACAAGAGAGCUGUUAGAGGUGCUGCUAAAGAAGCCGGUUACUUUGGUGAUGCUGAUAAAGCUGAAGCCAUUGAUGCUGAUGUUGCCUUAUUGAUUGAAAAUUUCGAUGAUUUACAAUUAUCUUCAGUCGCUGGUACUGUUGCUUCAGGUGAUGCUGCUGCUAUCAAAUCUACUUUAUCAGAAAUUGCUAAAGAACAAGCUUCUUCUGGUAAAGUUCCAGCUGCUGCUUUGAAAUAUUUCAAUUAAAAAUGUUGAUCAGAAAUAUGUUUAGCUAAAUGAAUUGCAGGCAGUUUCUUAGACGUAAAAUUAUUCUAUGUAAGUGUUCUCGAUCUUUAUACAGAUGCUUGAGGUUUGUAAUAUGGGAAUUAACUUCGGUAAUAGAGAUGCUUUACACUCGAAAACAUAGUGUAACACUAACCCUUCUUGGAAUCUGAGCUGUGAUCACAGAAAAUAGGUGGACAACCUUAGAUUUCUACAUUUGUCAUUGGCAGCUGGUAUGGUUUCAUUGCACUGGUAAUACUUUCUCGCCAAUCAACUACGUUGCACCUUGAUUCGCACCACUCUUUUGAAAGAAAUUCCAACUGUCCACAGAAAUUUCUGUUGUUAUAGCUUGUAACUUGUAACUUGUUGAACUGGAAUACUAUUAUCCCGGAGAUAAAAAGGCCAAUUCCGAUAUUGCCGGGACUCUAACAUACAAAGCAUUUCCGCCAGCUAAAUAUUGAAUAAUG